Lactuca virosa is the source of this 1269-nucleotide messenger RNA. Lineage: Eukaryota; Viridiplantae; Streptophyta; Magnoliopsida; Asterales; Asteraceae. The record is from the annotation of a GenBank genome assembly.
AUGGUUCCCAUAACCUAUGAGUCUUGGUUGGAAGUUAGUGAUGAAGUAAGGGAAGGGUUAUGGCAAUAUGUUUUGGAAAAGUUUGUAGUUGACCCAAAGAGCCGGAAGCAAACUCUCCAAUCGAUCGGGAAGAAGUGGAGAAACUUCAAACAUUAUCUAUAUGCCAAGUUCAUUAAGAACCGAAGUAAAGAUCUCAAGGCAAAUCUAUUCAAACCUCUGAAAGAUUAUCCGUUUAUAAAGAAAGAAGACUGGAAAGUUUUUGUAUCCCAUAGAGUUACAAAAAAGUGGGAGGAUGAGCUACAGAAAUCGGGAAGCUUUGGAGAGGUUACAUGUGGAACACAUGAUGUGCUUACAGAGGCCUUGGGUACUCAGGAACAACGUGGGCAUGUACGAGGGAUGGGUAAAUUUAUAACGCCACAACAAUACUUUUAUUUACCCAAGAAUGUUAAGUAUUACUUGGAGAUUGAGAACGAGAGGGUGGAUAAACGAAUCAACAAAAUUGAAGAUGACUUGGAGAAACUAAAAAGAGGUGUACUUAAUGUUUUUGAAGCCGCAAGUUGCCAAGUAGGGGGCGUCAUUGAAGAUGUUGAAAAAGAACCACGGGAUGAAUCACUUGAUAAUUCAUGUCUUCUUGCGGUUGAAUUUGCUGCAAAUGUAGUCGCUAAAGGAACCAUAAUGAAGUAUAGUGCAUCGGAUGAAAACAUUCAAGUUAUGAUGGAAACAAUUUUACAAGGAGAAGCUUUAAUACUCAUUCCACUUGAAGAGGAGUUCAUUGUGAAGGUCAAAGAUGCAUUGGGACACAUACUAAGUUGGCCAAGACACUUAGUUAUUCGAUGCUCUGACCUGGGAAAAGUGGUGGCGAAACCUAUGAAAAAACAUGCAACACCAGUGAAGAAAGAUGCAACACCAGUGAAUGAAGGUACAACACCUUUAAAAGAAGAAAUAGGAAGUAAUAAGAAAGAAAAAGGGACAGGAAAAAUGGUUGAUGGACAAAAAGAACCAUGUGACGUGGAAGAAGGGGAUGAUAUGGAAGAAGGGAAUGGAAUAGAAAAGAAGAUUAAAAAGAAGGAGAAACAAAAUAGUGAGAACGAUCUUUUUGGGUACGAUAGUUACACGUACUUAACUUGGGAUGAUUUUGAAGCGGUUCUUACAAUGGAUGAGCUGACUGGUGCUGUCAUUAUGUCUUAUAUGAUAAACCCUAAAGUUCUGAUCUUUGCAGACCUUCAGGCUUUCCUGAGUCGGAGAUGCUACUCUGGUUUUGAGUUUUGA